Messenger RNA from Funneliformis mosseae, 492 nucleotides. Lineage: Eukaryota; Fungi; Glomeromycota; Glomeromycetes; Glomerales; Glomeraceae. The record is from the annotation of a GenBank genome assembly.
AUGAGAAUUCCAAGCGAUCCUCACUAUCAAAAUAUUCCAAUUACCAUGCAAACUACACUUGAGUCUUUACAAACCAAUUUAUAUUACGAGACGUCUAAUACACCUAAUGAAUUUCAACCGUACCAACCUCAAGGUACUAUCGUUAACUCGCAAACAGUGACAUCAAAUUACCCUACACCAUUUAUUCCCAUUCACGUACCACCUGUAUUCAAAAUUAAAUGGAAUGAUAUUAGUAUUAAAUCGUUACUUAUUUUUUUGAAAGAAAAAAAAGAAGUGCUAAAAGUAUUAGUAGAAAAUAGAGGCGGUAUUGGUGACAUUACCAUUAAAAAAGAGCUCUGGGAGCAUGCAUCAGAAGUAGUGUAUAAUGGUGUAAACUUAUAUUAUAGUCCUGAACAAUGCGAAACAAAAUGGCGGAAUAUUAGACGAACUUGCAAGUGUAAACCUAAUUAUCGAUAUAUGUCAGAAGCUAGAGAAGUUGAUCCAAGAAUUUAA